AUGAGAAGAUCGGAUGCAAUGGGCUUGGAGCGGCCGGCGGUCAACGGCGGCGCUGUUUUCCCGAGGAAUAUGUCAUUCCCCGACUCAAUACGGCUGGAACCAAUUCGACUACCGCGUGCAACGAUUUUGCGCGAAGAUACACCAAUUUUUGACAUCAGCAGUCAUCAACAAAUGGAUAACCCGACAUACCUUCGAGAUCACUUUCGAGCACCGUAUGCUGCAACUUAUUCCCCGCAUUCAUUUCCGGAUCAAUUGAGAUCGCGUCAUAUGGGCUCUCCCAUAGAAAAUUCCAGUCAACAGUCACCCGUGAACGUGACGUAUGCUGGACGGCUGGUCACGGACCGAGUGCCACGGCCUGUGGCUCGGCCUCCGAUCCAACAAGAUCUCUACUUAGCCAGUCAACCAAUUCGGGCAACUCCUCCAAUCCCCAGAAUAACACCCACACCUAACCAUGUACCGUAUCCUGUGGCAACAGUAACAGGAACAACAGCCACAGUGACAGACAUGGUACCGAGCUCGCAGUCGACAGACAAGCAAACAAUUCGAGCACGAGCCCUCUCGCGCAAUCAAUUCCUGGGUUAUCAGCGCCUCACGUUCAUCAUGGCCAAAUAUCCAGCCUUAGUGAUGGCUAUAGUGGCAUUAUGGAAUAUCACGGGACGCGGUAAAGGCAUGGAGAAAAGCAGCACUGAAGAGUGCCUCCUGUACCACUUCGUUAUGCUCGUGGCAUUUUGCACGGCUGCAGUAUGUGUGGUGUUCUCCGCGAUCAAUCUUCACAAAUUCAAGGCAAAAAAGAAUCUUGCAACAACUUGCAAGUAUAAACACAGCUCGGGAUGCUACAAUAAUCAGGACCGACUCGCCUAUUUAGCCACCCUCAUGGGUUGCGGUGGAGCAAUCGCGCUGUUCGCACUGGUCACAUUCGUUUACGGAGCCAUCGGCUUGCGUCUAAUGAAGAAGCGUCUUGCUGAAGAAUACAAGAAAGAGGCCGCUCAACGUACUUACGAGAAUCAAGCUUUCCAGUAUUAA
Molecule: messenger RNA, 1023 nt
Organism: Ostertagia ostertagi
Lineage: Eukaryota; Metazoa; Nematoda; Chromadorea; Rhabditida; Trichostrongylidae
Source: the annotation of a GenBank genome assembly